AUUCUCAAUUAUAUACCUGCAGAGUCCAGACCAACCGCUUAACACCGACAUCAUCUACGCUUGCCUUUCGCCACCUUCAAGUUGAACGCUGCGACCUAGCCUUGUUAUCCUGCAAUGGGUAAUUGCUGUUCUCAAAAUGAGAGGGGAAAUGGCAGUCCCAAACCCCCUCACCGAGUUGAUUUCAAAAUCGAGCCGUAUAAUAUUCCCGCGACAGAAAUCACAAAACUUGGGUUGUUUCCAAGUGGUACGAGAGCACUCGGUGAUGUCUGGAAGUGUUCAUGGUCUCGACGAUCUCAGGAUUCUGAGGUUGCGGUCCAAUUAGUUAGGGUUCCUCAAGCAAACGACACGGAACUGGUGAAUAGGACGAGCAAGAGGAUUCGUCGCGAGGCUUAUGUUUGGAUUACCCUAGAGCAUGACAAUAUUCUUACUUUCAAUGGUGUUGUUGAUGGCUUUGGGCCACUCCCUGCCCUAGUUUCUCCAUGGAUGGACAAUGGAUCGCUCGAUGAUUAUCUGAAAAGGGAACGUGUUCCUUCCAAGGCCGACAAAACCAAUGUUCUAAUGAGUGCCGAUGGGAAGCUUCAUCUUGCAGACUUCGGUCUCUCGAUGAUCCUUUCGGAAGCACAAAACUCCUUCAGUCCGUGCCAUCCAGGGAAUGUGCGGUGGAUGGCGCCUGAGAUACUUGCUAUACCUGAGCAAGGGGAGGUGGCGAAAUCAACCAAAGCCGCCGAUGUUUACUCAUAUGGUUGCAUCAUGCUUCAGCUGUUUUGUGGACGUGCGCCUUACCUCUGGCUAACGCAAGCGAACCACAUUAUUCGCAGGAACAGAACCCUUCCGUCAAUUCACUGAUAUCGAAGCGGUACACAAGGAGUAUUCGUUGAAAUGCAUAUCUGUCAGAUCCGGAGAUCGACCAGUGGCUUCUGCGACUGUAAAGUCCUUAGGAGCAGAGUAACAACAAUACGAUGAACUAGCCUAGGAUGCUGUGUACUUGGAACAACAUUUAUGUGUUUCCCAAUUUAUUACUGCCUUGUUACAUACACUAUGAGGACUGGUAUUGCAUGUAGUCUACUAGCGCAUUAGUAUUGCUCCUACAUAAAUACAAAUACAGCCAGUG
Suillus fuscotomentosus is the source of this 1111-nucleotide messenger RNA. RefSeq names its product kinase-like domain-containing protein. The transcript is spliced from 6 exons. The coding region runs from base 115 to 846 and encodes 243 amino acids. Gene Ontology annotation, molecular function: protein kinase activity; ATP binding. The record is from RefSeq and is a predicted model, not a curated record. Gene Ontology annotation, biological process: protein phosphorylation. Lineage: Eukaryota; Fungi; Basidiomycota; Agaricomycetes; Boletales; Suillaceae.